Molecule: messenger RNA, 1632 nt
Organism: Aethalodelphis obliquidens (Pacific white-sided dolphin)
Lineage: Eukaryota; Metazoa; Chordata; Mammalia; Artiodactyla; Delphinidae
Gene: F8A1
Product: coagulation factor VIII associated 1
Exons: 1
Coding region: 85-1227 (380 amino acids)
Biological process (GO): vesicle cytoskeletal trafficking
Cellular component (GO): early endosome
Molecular function (GO): protein binding
Source: RefSeq, a predicted model, not a curated record
GCAGGACACGUCUCAGCCCGCCGCCGUCGCCCAGCACGUGCGCCCACUUGCGUCAGCGCGCCCGGAAGUGCCUAAGCGGCGAUCAUGGCGGCUUCCGCGGCCGGCCUGGGUGGCGGUGCGGGCCCCGGGCCUGAGGCCGGGGACUUCCUGGCGCGCUACCGCCAGGUGUGCAACAAGCUGAAGAAGCGGUUCCUGCGGAAGCCUAACGUGGCGGAGGCCGGCGAGCAGUUCGGCCAGCUGGGUCGCGAGCUGCGCGCACAGGAGUGCCUGCCGUACGCGGCCUGGUGCCAGCUGGCCGUGGCCCGCUGCCAGCAGGCGCUCUUCCACGGGCCCGGGGAGGCGCUGGCGCUGACCGAGGCCGCGCGCCUCUUCCUGCGGCAGGAGCGCGACGCGCGCCAGCGCUUGGCCUGCCCCGCCGCCUACGGGGAGCCGCUGCAGGCCGCUGCCGCCGCCCUGGGCGCCGCCGUGCGCCUGCACCUGGAGCUAGGCCAGCCGGCUGCCGCCGCCGCGCUCUGCCUCGAGCUGGCGGCCGCCCUGCGCGACCUGGGCCAGCCGGCCGCCGCCGCCGGCCACUUCCAACGCGCCGCGCAGCUGCAGCUGCCCCAGCUGCCCCUGGCCGCCCUGCAGGCGCUCGGCGACGCCGCGUCCUGCCAGCUGCUGGCGCGCGACUACAGCAGCGCCCUGGCGCUCUUCACGCGCAUGCAGCUCCUGGCGCGGGAGUACGGCAGCCACCCGGUGCCGCCGCCGGGGCCGCAGCCCCCGCCGCAGCCGCAGCCCAAGCCGCCGGCGCCGCAGCCCGGGGCCGGCGCGGCCUCCGCCCCACCGCUCGCGCUGCUCCUGCCCGGCGCGGGGGCCGCGGCCGCGGCCGCGCCCUCCCCCGCCGCGCUGGGCGCCUUCGCCGACGUGCUGGUCCGCUGCGAGGUGUCCCGCGUGCUGCUGCUGCUGCUCCUGCAGCCGCCGCCCGCCAAGCUCCUGCCGGAGCACGCGCACACCCUGGAGAAGUACUCCUGGGAGGCCUUCGACGGCCACGGGCAGGACAGCAGCGGCCCGCUUCCCGAGGAGCUCUUCCUGCUGCUGCAGUCCUUGGUCAUGGCCACCCACGAGAAGGACACGGAAGCCGUCAAGUCGCUGCAGGUGGAGAUGUGGCCCCUGUUGAGCGCCGAGCAGAACCAUCUCCUGCACCUCGUUCUGCAGGAAACCAUCUCCCCGUCGGGCCAGGGGAUCUGACGAGUCCCUCCCAGCGACUCUGUGCCUGUCCCCGAGCCUCACGCACCCGCCUGCGCGUUUACGGGGACACAAGAGGCGUUGACCCGGCGCUUCUGCCUUUGCAGUGUAUCUUACCCAUGUUGCCACCAGAGGAAUGUGGUUGACUACAAGUUACGUUGUUUCCACAAUAGUGGCAGAAAAAAAACCAUAUGGUAGAAUCGGAGUAGAGUCUCCCAUUCUCUUCCCCAGAAACUGCAACAGAACCAUGAGAGUCCCUUCCGCCCCCUUUCCUCUUCUGUUUUCACCCAACUGUCCCCACCCACCCCUCUUCCCCCGCAAGGCUCCCCUCCCCCCGCGUCCUUCUUUCCGACUGAGGGUUAAUUUGCACAGCUCUGGCUCGCUACUUAAGCUGCAUGAUUUUUUCAC